This is a messenger RNA of Acipenser ruthenus (sterlet), 4880 nucleotides long. Its product is annotated as kidney mitochondrial carrier protein 1-like. NCBI's taxonomy places the organism in Eukaryota, Metazoa, Chordata, Actinopteri, Acipenseriformes, Acipenseridae. Gene Ontology annotation, biological process: mitochondrial transport. Bases 373 to 1398 code for a protein of 341 amino acids. Gene Ontology annotation, cellular component: mitochondrial membrane. The transcript is spliced from 9 exons. The record is from RefSeq and is a predicted model, not a curated record.
ACUCAUACGCUACUGCAAUUAUAGUGACUGAAUAUAAUAUGCCUAAAUAAAUAUUUGAAUGAAACCCUGCAUUACUGUAUGAUACAAUAUAACAGUACUGUGUUGUAUGGGGGUGCUUGUGUUAAACUAAUCAGUCUGCAUUGCAAUGUGUAUUCCCCAAAGUUAAUGAAUAACACUCAUUCAUAAUACAACUAACAUAUUCUUCAGUUUGUACAAGAAACAUCACACCAUUAUUUACUGCGCGUUUGAUCUUUUAGAAGGAACAGGUUCUCUACCCCCAGCUCCCCUGGCUUUUUAAUUCAUUGGCUGACACGAGUCCCGCCUCUUUUACCAGGCCGGUAACUUCCUGUUGGCCAGUUCCCGUUUGUGCGCAUGAGCAGUGAAAUUGAAGUCUGUAUGGGUCUAAAUUUUUUGCAAAUUUUUUUUUUUUUAAUCUCUUGGAAAGAACAUAAUUUUUACCUGAAUUAUCAAGUUUGUUUUACAAGGACCGCGCACACAGACAAAGAGGCAGCUACACUCCCUGAAAUGUCAAAUCUGAAUUGGAAGCCUUUUAUUUAUGGAGGUCUGGCAUCGAUUGUUGCCGAGUUUGGUACCUUUCCUAUUGACCUCACCAAGACCCGGCUUCAGGUCCAGGGACAGACAUUCAAUGCCCAUUACACAGAGAUCCGGUACAAGGGUAUGUUUCAUGCCUUGCUGAGAAUAGUGAGGGAAGAAGGAUGCCUUGCUCUUUACUCUGGGAUUUCUCCAGCUCUCUUGCGACAAGCGUCUUAUGGCACGAUUAAGAUUGGCACUUACCAAACCUUGAAACGUUUGUUUGUAAGCCGCCCAGAAGAUGAGACGAUGGUUAUCAACGUUUUCUGUGGGGUUGUGUCUGGGGUCAUAUCAUCUUCCAUAGCCAACCCUACGGAUGUACUGAAGAUACGUAUGCAGGCUCAGGGGAGUCUGCUCCCAGGAAGCAUGAUCGCAAACUUCAUUGAUAUCUACCAGCAGGAGGGAACUCGUGGGCUGUGGAGGGGCGUUAUCCCCACUGCUCAGAGAGCAGCCAUUGUUGUUGGUGUGGAACUUCCCGUCUAUGACAUCACCAAAAAGCAUUUGAUCCUCUCGGGUCUGAUGGACGACACCAUCCUUACGCAUUUCAUAUCCAGCUUCACGUGUGGCCUGGCCGGAGCCCUGGCGUCCAAUCCAGUGGAUGUGGUGCGAACGCGCAUGAUGAACCAGCGAGUCCUGGCUGGGAACACAGUGCUUUACAAGGGAACAUUGGAUGGGCUGCUGCACACUUGGAAGAACGAGGGCUUUUUUGCACUUUACAAAGGAUUCUGGCCCAAUUGGCUACGCCUGGGACCAUGGAAUAUCAUUUUUUUCAUCACUUACGAGCAGCUGAAGAAACUCCCCUUGUAGUGGCCAAACAAAAUAUGUGCUUGUUCUAUUCUCCUGUGAUUGGGGGAGUCAGCCUGACAUUGUCCUGCUUGCCUUCUCUAUGAAACUCCCAAACACACAAUGCAGGGAUUUCCUCUUGCACUGGUCACAGUAUGCCUCACACCCGUUUUCAUUUGCGUUGUAUUUGUAUGUUAUUUAAUAUUAUUUAUUUAUUGUUGUGUUUAGACACAAAUCAAUGCAAAAGAAUAAGCCGUCCGUCGGGCUGCGUGGCAUAUCAAAGCAUCUCUGUGGAGGUUGUAUGAAUAAAGAGGGAAGAGGAUGACGAAUGAUCGGAGGAAGGAAGGAAAGCAGGAAAUGGAAUUCACAUUUCAAAAUUCUGAAUGUCUUAACUUUUUGAGGGUGGACAACUUGCUGAGUUGCUGAGUUGUCCACCCUCUUUGCCCUAGAAUCGCCUGAUACCAAAAAAAAGGUCCCCAUUUAAAAAACAGCCCGCUUACAUCUGUGUGACAGCAGAGUCAUCAGAGGCAGCUUUGUGGCGCUGUCAGAAUUUGUAGCUUCGUGUUCACGUGUAGAUUGUUUCAGAUGCCAUUACAUACAUGAGGGUUGCUCAUAAUGUGGUCAGGGGGAAUUAGUGAAGUUUGGUUAAGGAAGCCAAGACAUUAAUAUAAGUAACUCUUACAGUGUUGUCGUAGUUUGUUUUUGUCUGUAACAUGGCGUAUAGUUUGUUCUUUAUAUUCAAGGGUUAAAAUGUGUUGCAUGGCUGUGCUGUCUGAGCAGCCUUAUAAAUUAAGGGAAAACUUGUUUCUUGCAGAAAAACAAGAUGUAAUACAGAACCAUUCUAUGAGACCUUCCUGACGCUUUGGCUGGACUAGGUAAAUGUGGUCUUCAGAUGACAUGCAUAUACAUUAAUUGAGAACAGACACAGGAAAAGUGGUGUCUGAAAGCAGUUUUAAUAGGGGGGGAAAAAAACAGAAGAGCAAAUUCCACACUCCAUGUUCAUUGAUCAAGUGCCAAGUGAAUGUUUUGUUAAGGAGUAGAUGAGAAUCUACUAAUAACCCUGUUAGCGCAGGAGUGUUUGUCAUUUCAAGUCAUCAUGCAAGUUUUUUAGCAUUUUAUUUUUUAAAAUAUUUCAGAUUUUCCAGACCUGCGUCAUCCAUGGAAAAUACUUUUUAUUUUUUAUGUUUUACUGUGCGAAAUUCAUAUCCCGAUUCCUGCAUUGUAAGUCAGAAGUCGGACUAAAGAAGGCAUAUCCUGGAUAUAACCGUGUAUGAUUCAGAACUUUAUGUGCCUUUUACUGUUGAAGAAUGUCCCAAAAAAACAGAUGGUAGCAUUGAGUAAUACAGUCAAGAAGAUCAGAGAGGUGCUCGGUGAGAAGUCGUGUUUGCCUGCGGGCUUGCCUGUAAGCUGCCCAGAGCUGCGUUGUCCUCCGACGCUGUAGCUCUCGGUCGCUGCAUGGUGGGUCUGCAGUGUGAAAGGAAGCGGUCGGCAGACAGCGCACCAUCUUUGGAGGACAGCGCAGGGGUGGUAGCGGUGAGCUGAGCCUAAAAAUAAUUGGCUAUUCCAAAUUGGGAGAAAAAAUUAUAAAAACAAUUGAUGACUACUAAAUUUGGAAAAAAAAAAAAAAUAGUAUUGCAUUUGCCUGCAAAACUGUUAGAAUUUUUGAAUACAGUAUUACAAUCAGUAGGAGUCAUUGUGUUUGUGUGGAGAGAGAGCAUUAGAAAAAUAUUUUUUUAUAUUUGUAAAGUUGUGUUUUCUUUGUUUUGUUUUGUUGCUUGCAAUAACUUGUGCACAGCAGUAAUAAUGACCCCUGACUCAUAGUGAAGACUGGGGCUGAGCUGGGAGUACCACAAACCAGUAUUUCCUGGCUCUCCGUACUUGAACACAACUGUCACUACACUCCUUCCUACAGGGUGAGAUCAUUCCUCUUUAUCUGUGCAACAUCCUGAUUCUUCUUCCUUAAGAAUCUUGUGAGUGGUGAAACGAGCUGCAUGAUUUCACAUUGCUGUGCUUGGGUUUUUUUUUUUUUUUUCACUAGCUGGCUGCUGUCCCAUUGUUGGUAUGGUCUGUUUAGGGAGAUCUGUUGCAUUUAAGCUGCCUUUGCACUUUUUAAUUGCUUCUUUGAAAUGAUAUACUGUACAUAGUACUGCUGAUUCAUUUCAGUAAAUGGAAUGUAUUAUUUCAUUGUGUAAUAUGUAACUAAACAUCUGAACAGGUGUACCCAUGCUUCUUAGAAUGUCUGUGUAAAUUACACUCCUGUAAUAUUUAAAACAAUCUGUUUAUUUUUAUUUCUAUGAUUUUAUGUUAUGCACUAGGGUUGAGCAAGAGUUAUUUGGUAUCUGGUGUUGGAGGCCUAGCAUGCCUGAAUUGCAAUCCUGUUUUAAAGUUCAGAUGCACUUGUAUAUAUAAUCUUAACUUUAAACAACUGUGAAGGUAAAAUACAUCUGAGAAGCUGGUGAUGGAACGUGUGCUGUGCGGACAGGAACAUAACUGAAACACACUUCGCUGUGCUGUACCCCUCAAAUUAGCCAGGUCUGGAACCCUCGAAGCCCCUAUUGCUCUGCCCAUCGGCAGCUUUAAAAAGCUGAGCGUUGGCCCUCUGUUCCCCCCCUUCCUCUUCUGUCCUCUGGUUUGUUGGCUGUAUUUACAGUGGUACAUACAGUAAACAGCUACAAUGAGAAACUUGUUUGCUACUUCAGUUCUGGUUUGGAUUAGAAUAAUCGCGAAAGGCCUCUUGCAAAAUUUAGAUUUUGAUUCCACUCGGUCCUUCCUAGUUGGAAUGAAUGGUUUCUCUGUUUCUGAACAGUUAAAUCUCCAGAGGAUUUUAACACCGUCUCUAGGCAACUCUGACUAUACCAUUGUGUGCUGCUGAGUGAAGCUCCGCCUGUACUAUACCACACAAAAGUGGGCCACACAUCACUACUCUUUACUCUGUCAACCAGCAAUUAUUCUGUCGAAUGAAGAAGGUAAAAACACUAAUCAAGGUUUUAAAAAGCAUUUUCCUACCCAUUUGCAUAAUAUAUUUCUUGAUAAGUCCCUUAUUAUUUUUGCUGUAGAUCCUAUAUUUUCAGGCUUCAUAAAAUUUUACCAUGGUACAUUUUCACAGUAAAGUCACAACCAGGUCUGAGUCUCAACCUUCUCUGGCUGUCCGUAUUGUAUUUUCAAAUUGACAUAAAGCAAAGUUUUGGUAGAGGGAUUUUUUAUUUUUUUUUUCUACCAGACCAAAUUUAUUUAUAUGCCGAUAAAUACAGUGUGAAACAUGAAAUAGAAAUUCCACACCGAGUAUCUCCUAAACUCACAAUCUGCAAUUCGAAAGCUUUAAACAAUAGUAUAAACUUAAAACAUUUACUCGUAAACAUAUUUUGGCAUAUACAAAAUCCUAUACCGUUCUUAAUAUCUUCUAAAUGUUUUGGUGAAUGCAAUGAAAACCUUCUCCAGCACAUACUGUUUUUUGUUUUUUAUUAUACUUUUUUUUUUCUAGUAUUAAACCUGGUUUAUUACUUAAA